Messenger RNA from Tetranychus urticae (two-spotted spider mite), 3686 nucleotides. RefSeq lists its product as uncharacterized. NCBI's taxonomy places the organism in Eukaryota, Metazoa, Arthropoda, Arachnida, Trombidiformes, Tetranychidae. The record is from RefSeq and is a predicted model, not a curated record.
UGCUUAUAACGUUAUUAAUCAAAGUUAAUUAUUUAUUCAUUUUAUUGAAGUUCAUUUUAAACCAACCGGUUUUAUCUUUUUUACCGCCAUCUGUUAUUUAAUCUCACCAAGUACGAGAUCUUUUUAUUGUUUGUUUGCUGUUGCAACAAAUGAUUUGACUGAUAGUGGUUAAGUGUUCUUAUUCAUACUCAGUAUGGAUUACAACAGCAACGAUUUCUGUAAUAAUUCCAGUGAUAAAAGUGACUAUCAAAGGCCAACAUCUCCUGAUGAACGAGAAUCCGUCUCAUUACCUCCUCUCAAUGCAAUGGCUUUCACUAUACCACUAGAUGAGCCUAAAGUUAAAUGGAAAGGUAAAAAUUUCAGUAUAAAAGAUGCUAUUCGAAAGUUUGCCCCUCCAAAACCAGAUACCAUUGAAAAACAACGUCCAAUCAAGUCAAGAUCAAGUGAUACCGAAAAAAAUACUUCCAAAUCAAAAGACAAGUUGAUUAAAGAUGACAAAGGAAAGAUACCUAAAGAACCUGAAGGUCAUGUUAGUGAUAGUGCAUCCUACUUGAUUCAAAGAAUGCUUAAUGAUGAAUCUCAACAACUACAAUGUGACAAUAUGGACGAUAGAGAUACUGAAAGGUCCAAUCUGAAAAGAUCAGAUAGUAAACGUAAAGUUAGAGACUCUGUUAAUAGUGCUAAGCGUUCUUCUUCAGUUAAUGGAUGCAUUGGUGAAAAAGAUUCAGGUGUCUGUGAUGAUAAAAGUGAGUCAGGAACUUAUACUUUGGACAAAAAUGAUCCUGUUGUUGAGGAGGCAAGAAGAAGGAUUGAUCAAGUAUUUGGUGUUCCCAGUGAUUCUAAUCAACGAUUUCCGUCCUCUUCAAGCCUAGAUAGGAUGACAUCUUCUCUAGCCUCUAUUUCUGCCCUUAAGUCUCUCCUUUCAUCACCAUCAAAAGCCGAGGUUAACCUGUACAGCUCUUCUGCAACUAUAAAUCGAUCAUCAAAUGAUCAACGUCGUCAAUCAGACACUAAACCUCCUUUAGUUAAUUCAACAUUUCUCAAUUCCAGAGUCAACGUAAGCUGUCCAUCAAGUAACCCUGGUAGUGAUAGUGAAUCAAAUAGUUAUCCCAUUGUUAAACCACAAAGAAAGCACAAUUAUAAGUCUGAAGAUGCUGAUGCAAGUAAAGAUCAGUCUUCCAUGUGGAGCCGUAAAAACUCAAUGGACCGCAGCUCAAUACGUAACAGAACCCAUUCUUUCACAAAGAAAUCAUCACAAUCUCCAUCAUCAUCUCCUACUCCUUCGUCAAUAUUGAGAGCAUCGGGUGUACCAUCAGGCUCGACAAAAGCCUACACAAGCGGAUCAGCGAUUAAUCUAACAAAUCAAGGAUGUGAUAAACUCAAGAGAGUUAACAGUAACCAAAGAAAUGGUUCAGACAUUGAUCUUGGAGAUGAUGAUACAAAUAGUCUUAAAUCAGAUGCAUCGAAUGCAUCAACAGAACCCAGUUCAGGCUCUGGACAGUGUAAAUCAUUAGAUAAUUCAAAUAAGACAUCGAUGCGCUUUAAUCGUGCAUUCGCACUAAGAAGGGCCAAGCUUGGUAUGGAUACUCUCGGAGUCCCAUUAAAUUUAACAGCAGAGCGUCAAGCUCACCACAACUCAAUCUUGGAAUCUCGAAGUAAUCCAAGAUCUACACCUAGUCCUACAUUCAAUCGUAGUGAUGGAGGAAGAUUUAGUUUAAGGGUAAUGAAUAAUAAUCAAAAUUCAAAUAGGAAACCUCCAGCAGGUAAUCCUAAUCAUUGGAGCCGUCAAUCAACAUCAGGAUCCGGAAAUAAUAAUGCCAGGCAACCGAUUGUUAACAAAUUACGCACCAUGAGUACUUCAUCUGACACCGAAAAUCGAUGUUCAUCGCCUGGUCAAUCCCCUUGUCGAUCAAUGAAAUCAUUUCCCAUCCAGAAGAGUUCAUCAUUUCAUAAUCCCAAAGAGUCAAGUACUUUAUCCUCGGUUCGUCAACAGGUUUCCAAUCUUCGGGGAAUGUCACCCUUUUCGGUAUCUAAACGCUUCUUUUCAACCAAACCUCACCAACAACACCAAAUGGGCUACAAUAGUGACAAUACUGGUCUUGGUAAUAACCACAAUUCAACUGGGAUGCAGCAUAAUUUAUCAGCUUCAAGGAAAACCAAUCAAAAUUAUGAAGAUAGACGAAAUAAUAUGAGUGAAAGCUUGAAUGAUUCCAAAUUAUCUCGAUUAACAGGGUCACAUCGAAACCCAGCACAAUCUUCAAUACCAAGCUCAACGCCAUUAAAUAAAGGAGUUCACGCUAAUUCACCAUCAUCACCAUUAUCACCAUCAACACCAAACAGAGCAAUUUAUAAUGGCAAUAAUGGUGAAGGUAAAGGCAAAGAACUGAGUGCCUUAGAUAAGCUUGUUAUUUCAGCCAUUUUUCAAUUAUCUCACAAACUACGCUACAAUUUACGGGUUAUCCUGGAUAAUGAACGAAUAAAGUAUCCCAAAGGAAAUGAGACUCGCCUUAUGAUUGAAGAACUGCUUCCCCAGGUUUCAGUUCAAGAGAAACGAAUGCUUGAUAAUGGUGAUUUAAGUCGAGAUUUAUCGCAUAUAUUGAAAAAUUUGAAAAAAGUUGAACAGAGUUUCGAUGUUGUUACCUUACUUUUGGCUAAUGGAAACGCCAACUCAUUUAGUGGUUCAUCAUCGCCAGGAGGAGAUAAUGACUUUUAUGGUGAUGUUAACGUUUCUUGCAGUGAUUUUCAAGAUGAAUAUUGAUAUUCAACAAUCAGAAUGAACACAUAUUACAAGCAAAAUAUGGAAAAAAAGAAAGAAAAAAAAUGGAUCCAAAAUUUGUCUCUAUUUCUGUUAUCUUGUUAUUCACCCAACUCUUUCUCACAUCUGACCAUUGAAAGCAAAACAAAAACAUUAGCCAUGGUUCAUGUCCUUUUAUCUGCUGCCUUUUUAUCCAAGCCUCUGGAAUAUUAUUAUCCUAUUAUCAUUAUUUCAAAGUAAAGGAAAGGAGAUAGCAAGAUGAUAAAAAUGUCUCUUUCAUUCAUCUAUCAGAAACUGAAUCAGACCUGAACAACUUGACCAGAAUCACAGCAACCAUCUCAACUUGGUGUCCAAUUUUCACACUAACUUGACUCUUCAAUCUGGAUAAUUUUCCUUCUUCUAGUUCUUUUAUAAUAUAAAUAUAUUAUAGUUAUUAUUUUUAACGUUUAUCUUCACCCACAAAACACACAAAAAAUACGCAUACAAAUACACCACAUCAACCGACUAACAUAAAUUUACACACACAACAUAUUUAACUCUUGAGAAGUCCAGAAAGUUUGAAAUACAAUGUAUUUUUUAAACCAUUAUCCCCAUCAUUAUCAACAUAAUCAUGGCUAACAACUGAAAAGAGAUGAAUUUAUAAUAACUCUUUUGUUGUGUUUAUUUGUGUGUACAUUUAAGUCUCCCAGAUACACUUCAACACAUACAUAUAUAUUUUGAAUCAAUUUGAUUUUUUUUUAAAAAAUCUAAAUAUAUAUUUAUGUACUUGCGCUUCAUUUUUUGGCUUGUAAACACAAUUUGAGGCAACUUUUGCUGAAAAAUAUUUACACACACAUGCUUUAUAUAUAUUAUAUUAAUUGCUUUUGACUGUACAGCUUUUGGAUCUUUUCAUUUGAUCUGUUAAAUUCAAUUUACAAUCAAUCUGGUAAAA